GUGGAGCUUUUAAUCCAAGAAUUCCAUUUGUUCAUCGGUUUUAUGUUAAUUUAAGCCAUAAUAAGCCAAAAAUGGCAUCGACCCGGAAGUGAUAAUUAAGACAACACUCACUCUAUAUUAUGGCUAAAGGAAUUUGGCGAUCACUGUAUGAGACAUAACCAGUGAUAAUGGCGGGAAAGGAAGAUCAUGGAAUAUGGGACAUGUUUGCCCACUUCAACAAGAAGUUCUUUUGGGGUCAGCUUGGCAAAGUUAGACUCAAUUGGAGUCCAAACAUGACAUUAUGUGCAGGAAAGACAUCAUAUAGUGAGAGAGGACAUUCACAUUCAUCAUGCAGGAUCCUCCUCAGUCAGCCGCUGUUAUCCCAGAGGCCCCGCAGUGACACAGUUAACACCCUUCUGCAUGAGAUGAUCCACGCUUUCCUGCACGUGACACAGGGCCUCAACUACCGAGAUAGUCACGGGCCAGAGUUCAGGAAGCAUAUGAAGAGGAUCAAUGAUUCUGAAGGUUCAAAGAUAACUAUAUCUCACAAUUUUAGAAAAGAAGUAGAUAAAUUUCGCAUCCACGUGUACCGAUGUGAUGGUCCAUGCACUACGAGGCGUCCAUAUUUUGGCCUUCUUCGUCGAGCCAUCAAGCGACCCCCUGGUCCAGGUGAUAAGUGGUGGGCUCGACAUCAACAAGAGUGUGGUGGUACUUUCCGCAAGAUUGAAGGACCAGGAGCUGACCCUCUUGCAGGUUCAAUAACAGACAAAGUCACAAAACAGUUGAACCAAUCCAAGAUGUCCAAUUCACCCAAAGUCAGGGGAAUUCAUAAUAAAGCAACAAAUAGCACUCGACAGUGUCUGAAGUCAAGUGGUACUAGGAAGAGUUAUGAUGAAGAUGAAGUAUUACAGAGAAUAAAGAGGAAAUAUUCAAAUGUUAAAAGAUCAAUACUCUUGUCAAAGAAAGAAACAAAGAAAGCAAUUUCUGUUAAUCAAGAAAAAAGAUGGAAAAAAGGAAAAGGAUGUAUCCCUGAAGUGGGUAAUCCUGUUAAUGGUAAUGUGAAUUACAACUACAUCUCAAAGAUACCACUGAAGCUAGAACUCAAGAAGUACUUGAAUAGAUAUCGUGAAGCAAAGAGUAUGGAAUCUCAGGACUCUCAUGUGCCUCGUGAAUCUAAAGUCACCAAUCCAAGGGGGCUAAACUAUGAGAAGUACUUAAAUAGAUUUUGUCGAGCCAAGAACACUGAAUCUUGCGUGUCCUCAACGAGUAAUGUAGACAGUCAUACUUCUUCUUUGCCUGUGACCCUGAAGGAUAGCACCUCAAGCUGCCCCAUCUGCAACACACUCAUUCCAGCGACAGAAUAUGACCAGCACCUACAAGAAUGUUUUGGUGAUGACCUGGAUUUAGAAAUGGACGAAUCUUUUGAGGAAGAAAAAUAUCUCAAAAUAGAUCAUUCACCAAAAAUAAUGACAGAAGCAAGUAGGAAAGUAGGAAAUGACUGUCAUCAACAAGGGGUUAGAAAAUGUCAAAACUGUGGCUCACUUGUUUAUGAUGCAGAGUUGACGUUACACCUUAAAUACUGUAUGUAAUGAUUCAGGGGAUGAAGACACUAAGUGAACCUUCAGCUGCGGGUGAUGGAGAAUGUUCAGCUUCAUCCAUAAAGCUGUGGAUGAUGUCACUUGCCCAUCCUGCAUUCAGCUUCAUCCAUAAAGCUGUGGAUGAUGUCACUUGCCCAUCCUGCGUGGAAAAUGUUAAAGGAAAAUACACCCAGGAACAUCUUAAUGAAUGCUUAACUUUACCUUUGGGGGUAAUUUUAUAUACAGCAUCACAAUAACAUCAUUAAAAUUUAUUGUUAAUUCUGAUUUGAAAGACUGGUAUUGUACUGUAUUAAGUUAAAUUUAUUUGAAAGAGAAAGUACAGUAAACCUUCGUGAUAAUGCACUAAUUAGGGGGAACCAUGGUCGUUGAAGCCGAAAAUUCUGUUAUAAAGAAUCGUUUGAUAAUAUCCGAUAAUUCCCUGAGUAAGAUGCAAACAAUCCAUUAACCAGAGGGACGGUCUGAGAGGCUUUACCGAUUCUCAGUUUGAACCCGUCACCCACACUAUAAACAACACCUCCCCCGUCACCCACACUAUAAACAACACCUCCCCCGUCACCCACACUAUAAACAACACCUCCCCCGUCACCCACACUAUAAACAACACCUCCCCCGUCACCCACACUAUAAACAACACCUCCCCCGUCACCCACACUAUAAACACAACCCCCCGGUCACCCACACUAUAAACACCUCUGUUGUACUUCACUGGCUGUUACUUUAUGUAUUUUUACUGUAUUUUAUUUUUAUAGUUUCAUAUUCUAUAUUACAUAUUAGAGAACAGUUCUUCCAAUUAGUGUUUAUGCAGUGACGAACUAUUGGACAAUUCUUCAGGAUAACAAACUCAUGUUCAUUAUCUUGAGGUUUGGUGUGUCCGUUAUAAUUGGGUUUCAUUAUAUACAGUGUCCGUUAUACCGAAGGUUUACUGUAGUUAUCAUUCUUCUGACUUGAAUAAGGCAAAGGAAUUUUGUGUUAACAUUAUUCAGUUAGACACCAAGAAGGUUAUGUUGAAAUUGUCUAGACUAAGGUGUCAGAUGUAUCACUGCCCUGUCAUCAUCUGAAUUCUUUGUUGUAUCAACACAUAUUUAAUUAUUACAUUAUUGUCUUUUAACCCUUAGGCUCCGGGUGACGUUGCAGAACGUCCGCCUAUUUUCCCACCAUUUUUAUUUAUUUAUUUAUUUAUUAUUAUUUUUUUGGGGGGUGGGGGAAUAUAUAUUUUUUAUUUAUCCCCACGGGGGAUACUGCCAACAGCACCCUAACCCGGGACUUAAGGGUUAAGAUGUCACCCUGCCUGUGUGGAAAAUUUCUUAUAGCAAGGUUUCUCUGACAAAGAGCAUCUUUGUGUGACAGCGUACAUUUUAUUUCACUGCAAUGAAAAGGCUUCGGUCCAAAGAAUUAUGUUGUUUUAAAUAUGUUGAAGUUACUCUAUUUAACCCUAAACUUAAUAAAAUCGUAUGGCAGUAGCCAGAAUAAAAUGGGAAGUGCGUGACACGCGGUGAAAAGGUUAAUGUUAUGACUUCAGAGUUUAUUGUGGAUUUGCAGUGAGUAUAAAUAAUGCAAGGGCUGAAAAGGUUCAUUGUAAUUAUUUACUUAAUGUAAGACUGUUCAUUCAACCAAAGUUGUGAACAAACUAAGUCCCAAUAUCUGCAAAGGUUACCAGUAUAUCCUGUGAGCUCUCAGCAUCACAUGUUUAAUAUUGACAUUACAUAUGAUAAUUUAAUUUCAUGUUAAAUUCAAUAAUUUACUUUUGAUAAUAAAUAUUAGGUAUCCAUUUAAAACUGACCCUUUUCUCACAAAUUAAUUCAUAUUAUUACUUAGUAAUAAUCACUUACUUGCACUCUUCUCUUCUGGGACGAAUUUUCACCACACAGCUGUGUAUUACCAGGAUGUGGGACAGGGGAAGGGGGGAGGGGACGCUUGCAUUCCACCAAUCAUUUCCCUAAUUCCACCCUUUGGAAAGUACUGUAGUGAGCUUAUGACAUUGCCACAGUUAUGGUUUCUUUUGUAAUUCUGUUCAUGAAACAGUUUUGCUUAAAAUUUCAAUGAUAAGCUGGAGUGGAGAGUUACAAUUCAUUUGUUUUAUCGAUAUAUAUGCUAAACAGUACACAUCCACAUCCCGCAGGUGUGGUUGUUCAAUUUUAUGCAGAUUUAGUUCCUUUACUCUUCUAGUGAGUGAAUUAUAGUUUUAGGUUUGUUUAUGGCUCACUUAAAUUAUUGGGUGUGGUGAGAGAAUGACUUGGUUCCCCUACCACUCUUCCCAGUUCACUCAGUACUGUAUGUGCAUCAUGGUUCCUGCAUUGGAGACAAUUUCACAUAACUAAUUUCUGAUAAGAAUAUAUGGUUCACUCUGACUUGAAGUAUUAAGCACUCUCGGCCUUUAUCGAAGGCUAUAAAUAGGGUUUGGUAACUGAUUCUGGAGCCUUUUAGCACCUACUUAUCUCUCUUUGGAUUACAAGAACCACCUAGCAAAGGUAGGUAUUAAGCCAGAUGUGUAGGAUUGACAUAAGUCCCUUUCUCUGGCAGAGCCUGUAGCCAGGCAGCUUUGACCCCUCAGAAUAAAAGGUGGUGCAAAGUUUGCUAAUUGGUCAAAUAUGACUUGUAAAAAGACCUCCUUUGUCCAGGUGACAGCUGUUGAACUUGAUCUUCAUUUUAUGAUGAGGGUAUUUGAUGUAUUUAAAUGGGAUAAUGAAUAAACUGUGGCUGACUUAACUUGAUUGUCUGAGGACAGAAUUCUAGAAUAAAUACAGUAGCUUGUAUUAUGAGAAGCUGUUGGGCUGCUGGCCUUGUCAGACAAAGUGGUGUUGGGACCAAUUGGUUUCUUGACAGCUCAAGUGAUUGAACAGAACCUUUGCAAUCCCUUGUUAUUCCUUUGCUGCUAAUAACUAGCAAUUUGAGUUCUUGGCAUUAUUACCAGAAUUUGAAUAAGUGUUUAUGUUUCUUUUAUCAUUCAUAACAUAAUUGUUUCUCCCUGAAGUAUUCAGAACCAUAACUCUUGUUGUGUAUUUUCUAGAAUGACUGUUUAUGUUCAUAAGGUUUGUGUAAUGAUUAUUGAAAGUUUUCAGUUUGGUAAACAAUAAAUCAAUGUUGUUAGUUCUUGAAAAUUGGUAUAUAAAAUCCUGAAUUAUCAGUAACUUUUAUUUAAUAUUUAUUUUUGACACCUGUUUACCAGUAUCAGGUGUUUGUACCCCACCUCUUUGUUUUUGCAGCUGAGCCAAUAUAUUAUGUCUUUCCCAUA
Molecule: messenger RNA, 4809 nt
Organism: Homarus americanus (American lobster)
Lineage: Eukaryota; Metazoa; Arthropoda; Malacostraca; Decapoda; Nephropidae
Product: DNA-dependent metalloprotease SPRTN-like
Exons: 5
Coding region: 168-1568 (466 amino acids)
Biological process (GO): DNA damage response
Cellular component (GO): nucleus
Molecular function (GO): polyubiquitin modification-dependent protein binding; metalloendopeptidase activity; single-stranded DNA binding
Source: RefSeq, a predicted model, not a curated record